UCACGUGACGGUCAACUAUGGCUUCCUUCUCGUAGUGAUGGAGGCGCAUCGUUGACAACAAAACAAAACUGUAACUUUAUUCAUUCAUUUGUCCGCCGACACAAGUUGGAUUCAGGAUGCAGAAGAUAAAGUCCCUUAUGGCCCGUCAGGGCCUGAAAAGCCCCCAAGAAAGCAUGGCAGACCUCAGCCCUGUGGAGAACCUGAGGAUCCCGAGCAAGGAGGAGUUGCGGGAGCUGAGGGAGCAGCCCAUCGACCCCCAGGCGGAGCAGGAGAUCAUCGACAGCAUCGAGGAGAUCUACUUCUCUAAUGACUCCUUCGACAUGGUGCAGCACGAACUGGAGAAACUCCCACCUGAGCUGAACCUGCAGGAGCUGGAGGAGUACAGAGACAAACUGAAAAGACAACAGGCAGCAGUUUCUAAAAAGGUCGCCGAUCUCAUUCUAGAGAAACAGCCUUCUUAUGUCAAGGAACUGGAGCGGGUGACGGCGUUACAGACUAACCUGCAAUUGGCAGCAGUCAUUUGCACUAAUGCAAGGAGACAACUGAGCGUGUCGAAGGAGGGAUUCACAGAAGCCAGUUUGGGUCUAUUGGCCAAUCAGAGGAGACGACAACUGCUGACAGGCCUCCUUAAGUCACUGAGGACCAUCAAGACUCUGCAAAGAACAGAUGUCAGACUCAGCGAGAUGCUUGAGGAGGAGGACUACCCAGGUGCCAUCCAGCUCUGUCUGGAAUGUCAAAAGGCUGCCAGCACCUUCAAACACUACAGCUGCAUUAGCGAAUUGAAUUCCAAACUACAAGACACUCUGGAGCAAAUAGAGGAGCAGCUUGAUGUCGCCCUGUCGAAGACUUGUAAGCACUUUGAUGUUUCGCACUACACCAAGGUCCAGCUGGCCUAUACGCUCCUGGGCAAGACACAGACUGCUAUGGACCAGCUGCACAUGCACUUCACCCAGGCCAUCCACAACACAGUGUUCCAAGUGGUUCUGGGAUAUGUGGAGCUGUGUGCCGGCAACGCUGAUACCAAGUUCCAGAAGAUGCAGUACAAGGACCUGUGCACGCAUAUCACCCUGGACAGCUACAUUCCCUGCCUGACCGAUCUAUGCAAGGCAUUGUGGGAGGUGAUGCUGAGCUACCAUCGCACCAUGCAGUGGCAUGAGGCGCAUGACAAACAGGAGACCACACCCACUCCAGAUGACACCGCAGCCACAGAGUCUGAUGAGUCGGUGGUGGACCGCAGCUAUGUGAAGAAGAAGCUGGAGCAUGGACUGACACGGAUCUGGCAGGAUGUCCAGUUGAAAGUAAAGGCCUACAUCCUGGGGACAGACAUGUCUAACUUCAAGUACGACGAUUUCAUAGUGGUACUGGAUGUCAUCAGCAGGUUGAUGCAGGUGGGUGAGGAGUUCUGCGGCAGUAAGUCCGAGGUCCUGCAGGAGUCCAUCAAACGCCAGAGUGUCAACUACUUUAAAAACUAUCACAGGGCACGACUGGAAGAGCUGAGGAUGUUUCUGGAAAAUGAGACGUGGGAACUGUGCCCGGUCAAGUCUAACUUUAACAUCGCCCAGCUCCAUGAGUUUAAAUUCAUGGGCCAGUGUCGCUCUCCGUCCGUUUCCCCGAGCAGACAGGCCGUGUCCUCGACCAGCCCGACUCAGGAGGAGCAGUCUCUGUUCCAGGAGUACCUUCAGGAGGGAAACCCCUUUGAGAUGCACGCUGAGAACAAAGAGGAGGAGACAGAGGACGUGCUGGCAUCUAAUGGGUAUGAGUCAGACGAGCUGGAGAAGAGUGUGUAUCAAGAUUACGACAGUGACAGUGACGUCCCCGAGGAGCUCAAGCAGGACUACGUUGACGAGCAGACGGGUGAUGCCCCCCUCAAAAGUGUGUCCCGAGAAACCAUAAGAAGCAAGAAAAGGUCAGACUACAACCUAAAUAAAACCAAUGCACCGAUCCUCACCAACACCACCCUCAACGUCAUCCGGCUUGUCGGGAAGUACAUGCAGAUGAUGAACAUUUUGAAGCCGAUUGCCUUCGAUGUCAUCCACUGUGUGUCACAGCUCUUCGACUACUACCUGUACGCUGUCUACACCUUCUUUGGACGCAAUGACAUGCCUGUCCCAAGCCCGUCUUUGCCAGCUCAUGGUGGCAGAGAGGCAGGCACCGCCAGGGUGGUGGGCCCUGCAUGCUUGUAUGAGUCAUCGGGUCUGGGCCUUAUCAGCAGCCGACUGAGAACCACACUGAACCGGAUCCAGGAGAGCCUCAUUGACAUGGAGGCAGUGGGGGAGAACGCAGGAGUCCACGGCCCAGCAGAAGACAGGAAGGAGAAGGUGCCCAGCCCUCAUCUCAGCCAAUUGGUAGUCCUCACUAACAGUGGGACUCUCUAUGGGCUAGCACAGAGGGUGGUGGCCACCGAGUCUCUUGUGUUUCUGGCUGAACAAUUUGAUUCCCUCCAAUCCCACCUGGACACAAUGAUGCCUGCAGCCAAGAAGCCCUUCCUGCAACAGUUUUAUUCCCAGACGGUGUCUACAGCCAGUGAACUUCGGAAACCAAUAUACUGGAUUGUUGCAGCCAAGGCCAUUGACUACGAACAAAUGUUGCUCAUGAUGGCUGGAGUAAAAUGGGACAUUAGGGACAUAAUGUCACAGCAUAAUGUUUAUGUGGACGUCCUGUUAAAGGAAUUUGAGCAAUUUAACAAGCGGCUGGGUGAGGUUUCCAGACAUGUGCGCAUCCCGCUACCUGUGUCCAACGUCCUGUGGGAGCACUGCAUCCGCCUGGCCAACAGGACUCUUGUAGAAGGCUAUGCUAAUGUGAAGAAAUGUAGCAACGAGGGCCGGGCCCUGAUGCAGCUGGACUUCCAGCAGUUCCUCAUGAAGCUGGAGAAGCUGACCGACCUGCGACCCAUCCCUGAUAAAGAGUUUGUUGAGACCUACAUCAAGGCCUAUUACCUGACGGAGAAUGACAUGGAGCAGUUCAUCAAGAAUCACAGGGAGUACUCCAUGAAACAGCUAGCCAACUUGGUGAACGUUUGUCUGGGCUCACAUAUAAACAAGAAGGCCCGUCAGAAACUUCUGGCAGCCAUCGAUGACAUUGACAGACCCAAGAGAUAGACUGAUGGCCAGAGCAGACCCUGAACGUGUCAAGCAGCCACAGAGAUGGACACUCCCAACAGAGUAAACCCCCACAGUGGAAGCUCAGCAUAGAAUGUCUUCAUUUUCAGUUUAGUGCAUCCAUGUUGUGGUGUUCAACAAGCUGUACAGUAUAUACAGAAGUAGAGCUGCUGUAUACAUCAAUUUAAAGCUCAUAUGUUAGCCAAAUGCUAAUUAUCUGUUAAUCUACUGUCCUUAGGUGGUCAAAAACUCGUUGAAUGCACCUCAUGAUGUGUUGAUGGACAUAAAUACUAAAACUUUCAUUCUCAAGCAUGCUGCAGUUACUCUAUGCAUACAGUAGAUGUACCGUAAUGCAUGCACUCAUGUUUCCAUCAAACAAACGUACCGCUUAUGAUGUUUUUUCUGCAAAUUGUCUGCAACCAUAACUAUUUCAAUCUAUUCUCUGACCAUUAGGAACAGAUGUUAAGUAUGUUUUUCAGACACAGUACAGGAUCUAACAGUGUGAUGUGACCGUGUGGCCGUUUAUGGAACUUACACCGUCUCUUUUCAGUCACUGCGAACAGUUUCCGAUUCAGCUCCAAACUUGAUAUUAAACAAAACAUUGAGUGAACAUUUACGAGUCGCUAAAUUUGAUAGUCGCAUAACGUUGUUAAGUUUUUUGGUAAAUACGUCCCAAUUACAGAUCCAAGAAGAGUCUGUGUCAUAAACCUCCACUAUCUGAUACAAAACAUGAUUGAAUUUGCCCCCAGAGGGAGAAAUAGUAAGAUCUGAGCUAUUUUUCACUUUAAUCAUUUAUUUUAAAUUAUUCCAGCCCAUGCGUUUGCUGUAUAUUAUUUCACUUCAGGGUAUUUAUUGUGCCUGACUGGAUUCUUUGCUUCUUUUGUUUUAUUUGUUUUGUCUAUGAUUGACAUAAAUCUUAAUAUAAUGAUUACUCUGAUAAAUAAUAUAAAUUGCUGUAGUCAACAUGUAGUAUAUGUGCACCAUGUGUGAUUGUUUGAUUUGUCAUAUCUGAGGAGGAAAUUCUUUUAUUGUCCUGGGUUGAGUAUUUGAAAGUCUUGUUUGUGCAGUCAGGCACUGUUUAAGUUAUAUCUUAUGCACUAGUUUAACUCUGUCAACAAGAGCUUUCCUCCAAAGCUUUAAGGCUCCCCUCCAGUCACCUCCAAUAGUUUAAGUUGACCAGACCUGAUGGGAGGGCAGAUUGAUUUACUGUUGAAGUCAGUUUUUAAUACAGCUUCAUAUUUUGUGUGCAACUAUUCCAACAAUACUGUAAAUGUGAAUGUUUUGAACAAUGUCUGUAUUUAUUUCUCGCUUUGUGUCUUGUUUGGGUUUUUAUAUGAUAAUUGCAGGACGUGUGCUGUCAUUUAUCACCUCUCAGUAUCUUGUAACUUAUCAACUGAAGCUAAUACAAAUAUUUAAACAUUGUCAAAUUAUGUUAAGGGUCAAGUGCACUAAAUCAAGUAAUCAGUGUUGGAACUGUAGGUUGAAACAAAAUAAUUCUAACAUAAUAAACACACUAAUAAUG
This is a messenger RNA of Morone saxatilis (striped sea-bass), 4620 nucleotides long. RefSeq names its product VPS50 EARP/GARPII complex subunit (gene vps50). Lineage: Eukaryota; Metazoa; Chordata; Actinopteri; Moronidae. Gene Ontology annotation, cellular component: EARP complex. The transcript has 29 exons. Gene Ontology annotation, biological process: endocytic recycling; retrograde transport, endosome to Golgi. The record is from RefSeq and is a predicted model, not a curated record. Bases 117 to 3098 code for a protein of 993 amino acids. Gene Ontology annotation, molecular function: SNARE binding.